GUCUCAAGGACAUCUAGUAGCUAUAGGAAGACGAUUCCCAUGGGGUCAGCUAGGUUUUGUGAAAUGCUCCGUUGAGCCAGAAAGGGGUGGAGGGUCUUGGAAAUCCUGGGAUUCAGCCAGAAUUUGGCCCUCCUGAACUAAGUGUGAGGGAGUUCUGUCUGUGGCUGUAGGGCUGGCUUAUGGGAACAGACGGCAGUUUCUGGUGAAACAACUCUUUUCCCCGCCUUAAUAAUCUCUCAGAAACUUCAGGUCUCAGUCCCUGCCCCUCACGUGGAGGCUGUUACAUAGUAGAUGCCCCAGGGGCUGUGUUAGGGUAACUGAAGCCCUAAGGUCUGGGGAAGGUAAACAACUGGUUUUCUAGUUGCUUUGGUUUCUGUUGGGACCAAUUAUCCAUCUUAAUGGGCCAGGGGUUUGGCCCAGGAGUAUGACCUCCACCAGGAUGCACCCUAGGACAGCUCGGGUCUGUUUGUUGGAGAACUGCUGUGGGUUCUAUUUCCCCGGGUAUCAGAAGAGGAGACUUGCUUCCAUUAUACUUAAAGCUGCAGUUGAGAGGGGUGGCAGGAUGAAUGUGGGCACGGCACACAGUGAGGUGAACCCCAACACUCGGGUGAUGAACAGCCGCGGCAUCUGGCUCUCGUACGUGCUGGCCAUCGGACUCCUGCAUGUCGUGCUGCUGAGCAUCCCCUUUGUGAGCGUCCCUGUCGUCUGGACCCUCACCAACCUUAUCCACAACCUGGGCAUGUACAUCUUCCUGCACACGGUCAAAGGGACACCCUUCGAGACUCCAGACCAGGGCAAAGCAAGGUUGCUGACCCACUGGGAGCAGAUGGACUAUGGAGUCCAGUUCACGGCCUCUCGGAAGUUCUUGACCAUCACACCUAUUGUGCUGUACUUCCUCACCAGCUUCUACACCAAGUAUGACCAAGUCCAUUUCAUACUCAACACUGUGUCCUUGAUGAGUGUGCUCAUCCCCAAGCUGCCUCAGCUCCAUGGAGUCCGGAUUUUUGGAAUCAAUAAGUACUGAGGUUGUAGCCCCUUCCCCAGCCAGGUUGGCAGGGGAAGGGUAGAAGGCCUUUGCUGUGAUGCUGAAGACGGGAGUCUCUGGACACCGCCAGAGACGGGGGUGUGCCCUGGGCCUGGCUUCCCCCUCGCUUCCCCAGUAGCCGACUUGGAGUAGCUUGUAGUGGGGUUAGGGUGGGGCCCUUGGGCUCUAACCCAUUCUGAAGUUUUUGAUCUUUUCCUUUUGCCUUUUGAAUAGAGAUGCCGUGGGGGUGGUCAUGAAAGGGGCUGGGCUUUCCGGCUGACUGUGGACCUGAGACGUUGGGCCAGGAAGCUAGGAAAAAGCCCUGUUGGCUUGUUGACCCUCAGGCAGCCAUAGCACUUUAGCCCCUGAGAAGGGGGCAGAGGGACGGUACAGCUUCUGCAUUGUUUCCCCCAGUCUUUCAGUAUGUGGGGGGACUCACUUUUGUAGGUAUUGGAAACACGUGAGCUGCCCUGCCUCCGUCCUCUAGGUAGAGCAGUCAGGUUUUGGUGACUUCCUUGCUACCCAUCCUGGGUGAGCUGUGGGCGAGGGGGAAGAUUAGGAGAGGACGAUGGGUUGGGGACACCUGGUGUAGAGGUGGGGGCCAGGAUGCUGCAGCCCUGGUCCUGGGGAGAGGGGAGCUCUGAGCAGGGGUAGGGUGGGGUCUUAGAAUGGUCAAGAUAGCAGCAGCCGAUACGGAUCAGUGUAAAAAAGAGGAUCUGGGGAGGAGAAGCCAGACCCAGCCUCCUUUGGGAUGUGGGCUGCAGGGAGAGCUGGUGUGGGGGGUUAAUUUACCCACAGAAUGACGGUGACGGGCAAGGGAGACCUCUGUGGACUUGAAGCUCCUGGCUUGGUAUGAGGGGUGCACAGGCUGGACGAGGCCUGUGAGUCCUCAGCAGCACAGGCCCGGUUCGACACCUCCCUCACAGAGUGUGAGGAGGCUUCCACGGGGCGGCUUCCUGGGCCCUUGAACUUGUGUUCUCAUGUAGACUGCCGGGGCAGGGCCUCUUGUGUGGCACACGUGUGAGGCCAGGAGGCCACCUCCACGUGAGGUCAGUGGGCUCCACAGUGCUCUAGGAUCCCUGCCCAAACAGGGCACUGGUAGGGACAGCUGCAGGCACUGUCCCCUCAGCCCGAAGAGAGGUGGUCACAGAGCCUGAGACUAAGCUGGAGAGGGACUGUCUUCACCCUCACUGGUUCGGCUGGGCAUGUUCCUUUGGAAAGGUGUGGUGUCUAAGCCCUCUUCCAGGGGCUGGAGGAAGUCACUCACUUGUGUUCUUCUCCUGACCCUCAUUCCCAUCCCCGUGUAUCAUAGGGAACUUUCACCUUCUUUCUAAGCAAAGUGUGAAUAGGAUUUUUACGCCCUUUGUACAGUAUUCUGAAAAAUGAAAUAAAGUGCAACAUGUUCUGUUAA
Molecule: messenger RNA, 2435 nt
Organism: Peromyscus eremicus (cactus mouse)
Lineage: Eukaryota; Metazoa; Chordata; Mammalia; Rodentia; Cricetidae
Gene: Ormdl3
Product: ORMDL sphingolipid biosynthesis regulator 3
Exons: 4
Coding region: 425-1024 (199 amino acids)
Biological process (GO): intracellular sphingolipid homeostasis; negative regulation of ceramide biosynthetic process; ceramide metabolic process
Cellular component (GO): endoplasmic reticulum membrane
Source: RefSeq, a predicted model, not a curated record